AUGCCCCGAAAACGCCGCGCCGCCGAUGAUGAAGACGACGAGGAGGAAGAGAGUGUCAAUGAUACUCCAGCCCGUACACAGACGCAACGAGCCACGCAGCGCCGACGCAGCGCCACUCCCAACUCCGAGGACGAAUAUCAACAGCCUGGGAGCCACACACAGAGCUACGGUUCGACGAACGUGAUGGUAAAGAAGCUGGUCCGGCUGGCUUUGGCAAGUGAAUACUCGCGCCAAGUCAUCCGCCGAACAGACAUAACCAGCAAAGUGUUGGGUGAGGGCGGAUCGCGGCAUUUCAAGCUCGUGUUUCAUGAUGCACAGAAGACGUUGAAAGAGGUUUUUGGCAUGCAGAUGGUUGAGCAGCCCAAUAAAGAGAAGGUCACCAUUAGCCAAAAGAGAGCGGCUCAACGCGUGGAAAAAGCAAGCACAACAAAGUCAUGGACGGUAAUAUCUACCUUACCGUCUGCAUAUAAGAUACCGGCCAUCCUACAACCGCCCAAGGCGCCUUCAUCUGCUACUGAAAGCUCAUAUAUCGCCAUAUACACCUUUAUCAUCUCGCUGAUUAUGUUAUCUGGUGGAUCGCUGCCGGAAGACAAGCUGAACAGAUACCUACGCCGUGUCAACGCGGAGACAUAUACGCCUCUUGAUAGGACAGACAAGUUACUUGCUCGUCUGUGUAAGGAAGGGUACCUGGUGAAGAUUCGGGAUUCGGAUACGGGGGAGGAGGUGAUAGAAUAUUUUGUUGGACCGAGAGGAAAAGUGGAGGUUGGUGUGUCUGGAGUGUCAGGGCUGGCGAGGGAAGUAUUCGGGAUAGGACAGGGAGGAGAAGAUGAACCAGACAAUGAGCAGUUUGAGAAGAGGCUAGGUAGAAGUUUGGGGAUUAAGAAGGACGUGCCAGUAGCAGAAACGGAGGCUACGGAAGACGGGGCCCAGCGUAGGAGAGGACGCAGGAACGGUGAUGAUGAUCCAGAUGCGUAG
This is a messenger RNA of Arthroderma uncinatum, 975 nucleotides long. RefSeq lists its product as uncharacterized. The record is from RefSeq and is a predicted model, not a curated record. Gene Ontology annotation, cellular component: nucleus. Bases 1 to 975 code for a protein of 324 amino acids. The transcript has 3 exons. NCBI's taxonomy places the organism in Eukaryota, Fungi, Ascomycota, Eurotiomycetes, Onygenales, Arthrodermataceae. Gene Ontology annotation, biological process: DNA repair.